AUGGAAGUCUCAUCCUUCUUCACCCGUCUCCUUCAGACCCCAAAGCAGCAACAGCCCACCGCAGCUCCCGACAGCUUGCAGGACUUUGACCGUGCGUGGCUUGAUAUCAAGGAGACCUUGGAGCGCCCCGAUGAGAGGCAGCUGGUUAGAGGUAUAACGUCGACUCAAGUUCCAAAUCACCUCCGGCACAUUGUAGACGCUCUUGUAUACGAGAGCAAUAGAACAGAUGAAGAGCAAGUUGGAACUGGCGCUUGUCUCGAAUACUUUCUCAAGAAUGAUAUACUAGCCAACCUGGAGAAAUUAUGCGAAAGAGAUAGACCGCAUGGAAUCAAGGCCGAGGUUCUGAAGGCCAUCAAUAACCUCGUUGUCCUCCUCUCCGAACGAUUCCUCAUUCAUAAUGCCGUCCACCGCCCUUUGAGAAGGCUACUACGGUCAUGCAUAGGAGACGAGCCAGAGGAAAAGGUUGAUGGUGGUGCGAGAGUUGUGGGGGCUGCGGGGAUGAGUGAUAUGGCUGAAAGAAGAGCUGGUAACGAAGAUAUUGAAGGGGAUCUGGUGGAUCUGAUGUGUGUGCUCUGCUCAAAGAUGAGAGCUUAUCCGCCACUACUACUCAUCUUCUUUCACGACAAGGGCUGGUUACAACCCGGUCGGUCAACAGAGCCUGCUCUUGACCGGGUCAUGUCUCCAACCCCUUCUACAAUGUCCAAUUCGUCAACAAAGGCGUCCACCAAAGCCCAACACACCUUUGAAUUCCUGUUGUUCUCCUACCUUCUCCGUUUUGUGCAUCGGGAGGGCCGUCUGGGAGACUUUGCCCGCGCUGGUCUGAUCUUUCUCUUUGACAUUGCCUUCUUGACUGCAAACGAGGAGGGAGGUGAAAAUUUGUCAAUGGGCGGAAAAGAUGGCGUGGAUCCGCUGCAGGAUGCUCGAGAUGUCUUGGGAGAGUUUAUCCUGGACGGAGACUUUGCGGAUGUCAUGGCGGCAGCUCUCGGCGCUGUAUACUCUAUGCUGCCUACAAAGCUUCGAGUCCCUUCACUAGCCAGUCGGCAGAUGUCGGAUGAGGACGACAAGGGAACAACGUCAGGCGGAAUGUUUUUGGGAUCUAGUCUGACAAUGGACGAAGACGAAGAGGAUAUGCCCUCGUUUACCGACGAACACGUCCAAUUCCAACUUGAUCUCUUGCUCAAGCUCUUCGGAUUCCUGCAAGACAUCAUCCACAGGUGCAAUUCUCCACUAUUGCACGCCGACCCUGAUUCGUCGAAAGUGAGCACGACCCUCGUCCUUGGAGGAGCUAUCGUCGAAUCAACACUUGACGCCAUACAAUCGUCCUUCCUAGACAACGUCCUCUAUCCGGCUGUGCUUGAAUGCUCGAGUCUUGACGGUAGCUCUGUGGCCAUCCUCACCUAUCUCGACGCCAUCUUUUCCAAUGUCGACGAUGGACCUGUCCUUGAUAGGAUUGUGUCUUUCUUGAUGGACACCAACGCGACUGGUCCUUCGGUAGCUGUGCCUGCCGUUGCUCCCAUGUCAAAGAAGGAGAAACGCAAGACUGGCGCGAUGGGGUUUAUGGGUCAACUUAACACCACAACCGACUAUUUUGCAGCCGAGGGGAGAUUUACACUCAAGGAUCUUAUCCUCGAUAAUCUCCGCGCAGAUGACUGGGCAGCCACGAGUGCCGCUUUGAGGCUUCUGCAUACCCUCUUCUCCGAGCACUCUAUACAAUCUACGAAAGGCCUGUUGUCUUUUGUGCGCGACUCGGCGGCCACGGCCCUCGCGCGCAAACCAAUACCCAGCGAGCUCAACCUGCUACCACCGGGGGAGUCUCUCCUACCCCAGUCAGUCAACUUUGUGGAUAUCCAACUACAAGAGACCGGACUUUAUGGCUCCCUUCUAUCUCACAUCGAUCCCUCACAGGGAUCAAUAGAGCUUUCACCAGGAUUCGCAGGGUACUUGACAGACAUGCAAUCUGCUCUGGAAGCCAAUCCCUCCUACCGCCUCUCCCAAUACCGUAAAGCCCUCCCGUUCAUUCCCGAAAGUGAAAAAGCUCGCGUUUCCCGCCAUAUCAUCGAUGCCGACCCUAUUCAACAUCGCCUCUCCCCCUCCGACCCUCUUCUUCGCACCAUUCUCCACGAGUUCGAGAGAUUCUUGGAAAAGAUUCCGGAUCAAAAUUUGGCCAUGACGGGCGUUUUGACGAGUCUGGCACUUUGCCCGGAGAGGUCGUUGGCGGGGUGGAUGUUGUAUGACAAGAGUGAGAGGGGAGAGGUAGAUCCCUGGGCAAAAGUCGAUCGGGAAGCGGCAUCCGAGUCUUCAUUGUCUGACGCAGACUCUGACUCUGACGAUUCCAUGUCUGAAGAGGCAUCGAGCGCGCCUAACGCUCGCGCUUCCCUCUCCCUUCCAGCGUUGUACCAAGUUCUUCGAUCUCUUACGAAGCAACUGUCCUACAUCCGCUCCGACAUUCUGGAAGAUCCUGAUCUCUUUGAUCGUCUUUUGGCUGAACGCAGGCAAGGCCUCUUAUUCAAAGACCACCUGGACGAAGCCAUGAAUGUCAUGCUCGACGUCGAUACCUUCUCUCCCUCCACCCUAUUCGGCUCUCCCGCCCCGGGAACUCCAAACACCCCAAGCACACCCCAGAAUUUGUUUCAGAACAAGCUCAAACCGCGUACGAGCGGGCUGGCGAGCUCAAUCAAGUCGUUCUUGACACCCAAGAAGAAGACGCCAGGAAACACUCCCAGUGGGACACCGGGGUUCCUCUCGCCCGCUGGUAGGACACCUUCGCUGGCGUCUGGCUUGGGUCUUGGUAUGGCGCUGGGCGAUGAUGACCAAGCACCAGAGACGCCUCCCAAGGAUCCGUCGACGAUCCCCUCCCCCUUCUCCCGACCUGCCUUCACCAGCCCCGCGCCCCCCAGCCAGUCGGCUGCCCCGUUCAAAAGCCACUACGACCAAACUCUACAAACCCUUUCCCUCUCCGACGCGUCCAGUGGUGAAGCGAUUGUCCAAGGCCCAUGGGCUGCUCCGGCUCCUUCCUACAAUGUGCGUCAUCGACGGAACAGGAGUGUCAAGGAUAUCAGUAUGGCUGGGGAUGACGCUUUCACUCAGACUACUGGGGAGAGGGACGAGAUUGAUGAGCUCGGGGAGCUGUCAAUGAUCGCUGGCGAGGAAGACGUGGGAGAGGAGCAAAAGGAAAGAAAGCAAGUGUCGUUGAGUAUGGUGUUGGACAACUGUGUCAUUCUGGAAGAGUUCUUGAAGGAGGUUGUAGCGGUCGUUGUCGCAAGAAGAUCUAUAGGUGUCGACCAAGUCGGGUAUAUCUGA
Cryptococcus amylolentus CBS 6039 is the source of this 3300-nucleotide messenger RNA. RefSeq lists its product as hypothetical. The coding region runs from base 1 to 3300 and encodes 1099 amino acids. The record is from RefSeq and is a predicted model, not a curated record. Lineage: Eukaryota; Fungi; Basidiomycota; Tremellomycetes; Tremellales; Cryptococcaceae. The transcript has 6 exons.